AUGAUGAGCUCCCGGGUCAGGCCUCAGCCGCCGCCGCCGCUCCCGGGCAGGCUCACCCCGGCCGCCUCCCGCCUGCAGGGGCAGCAGCAGCAGCAGCAGGAGGAGCAGCUGGAGAUGGGCAAGGUGCGGGGCUCGGGGGACGGCCGGCACCAGGCCCGGGGAGCCGGCCGCCGGGCUCGCGGCAGCGGCGCCUCCUCCUCUUCCACCUCGUCCGCAGCCUCGUCCCGCCAGGCCUGGAGCCGGGCCAACCCCGGCUACGAGCCCGGGGACGAGGAGCUGGACAUGGAGCUGGAGUGGGCAGAAGCGGCCGGGGCGGCGCCCCCUUCGAGCCCCGGGAGGAGGUCAGCGUCCAGCGCCGGCAGCGGCACCAGCGGCGGCGGCGGCAGCGGCGGGGCUCCGGGGUACAAUCCCCGCGGCAAUGGCAGGAACAGGGGCCCGUGUCCCACCCCCACCCGGGAGCUCCAGGCCAGGAGGCCGGGCUGUGCCGGGAAGGUCCUGCAGAAAAUCCGAGCUUUGUGGGGAACACGGUUGACUGAGAGUCAAGCUACCACGAGAGAGAAAUAUCUGAAGAACGUGCUGCGAGAGUUGGUGACUUACAUCAUUUUCAUGGUGAUUCUAUGUAUCUUAACGUAUGGGAUGGUCAGCUCCACUAUGUAUUACUAUACCAAAGUCAUGUCUGAUCUUUUCUUGGACACACCUUUUGCAGCUAAUGAGAAAGCCAAUUUCAGGAGUUUAUCCAGCAUGGACGAUUUCUGGAAGUACACAGAUGGCCCUUUACUGAACGGGCUUUAUUGGGACCUAUGGUACAAUAAUGAAACGAUGACUGAGAACAAAAGUUUCAUUUACUACGAAAACCUUCUUUUGGGGGUGCCUCGGAUGAGACAACUGAAAGUGAAGAAUGAAUCCUGUAAAAUACACGAAGACUUGAAGGAUGAAAUCAAAGAAUGCUAUGAUGUCUAUUCGUUUGCAAAUGAAGAUUCUGCACCAUUUGGUCCUAAGGAUGGAACUGCCUGGAUUUAUACACCUGAAAAAGAUUUGAAAGCAAACAGAUACUGGGGUUUAAUUGCUACUUAUAGUGGAGGAGGUUAUUCCUUGAAUCUGGGAAGACGUAGAGAUGAAACGGCGGCAAAAUUUAAAGUACUGAAGGAGAAUCUCUGGCUUGAUCGAGGGACCAGGGUUGUGUUCAUAGAUUUCACUGUCUACAAUGCAAACAUCAAUCUGUUUUGUGUGAUCAGGUUGGUGGUCGAGUUCCCUGCAACAGGAGGUGCUCUUUCAUCGUGGCAGUUCCAGACGGUGAAACUUAUUCGUUAUAUCUCCAGCUUUGACUUUUUCCUGGCAGCUUGUGAAAUUGCUUUCAGUAUUUUCAUUUUUUACUACAUAGUUGAGGAGAUUCUGGAGAUUUACAUUCAUAGACUACAUUACUUCAGAAAUCUUUGGAAUUGUCUGGACAUUGUCAUUAUCAUGCUGUCAUUGGUAGCAAUUUGCAUAAAUAUUUAUCGCAUGUCAAUGGUCAAUACAUUACUUGGAGAGUUGCUGGAGAAGCAGAAUUCAUACCACAAUUUUGAGUCUCUGGCAUACUGGCAGAUUCAGUUCAACAGUGUGGCUGCUGUUGUUGUGUUUUUUGCAUGGAUUAAGAUCUUCAAAUUUAUUAGCUUCAAUAAGACCAUGAUCCAGUUGUCCUCCACCAUGUCUCGUUGUGCCAAAGAUAUCUUGGGCUUUGCCAUCAUGUUUUUUAUUGUUUUCCUAGCUUAUGCUCAGCUGGCUUACCUUGUAUUCGGUACCCAGGUCGAUGACUUCAGCACUUUCCAAACAUGCAUUUUUACUCAGUUUCGAAUCAUAUUGGGAGACUUCGACUUUAUCAAAAUUGAAGAAGCAAACAGGAUUUUGGGACCAAUUUACUUUGCCACUUUUGUGUUUUUUAUUUUCUUUAUUCUGUUGAACAUGUUUUUGGCCAUCAUCAAUGAUACCUAUUCAGAAGUGAAAGCUGAUCUGUCCCACCAAAAGAAUGAGAUGGAACUAACAGACCUUAUCAAGAAGGGCUGCAGCAAGGCGUUGGUUAAACUUCGUCUCAAGAAGACAACUGUAGAUGACAUAACUGAGAGUCUGCGCCAAGCUGGAGGAAAACUAAACUUUGACGAAUUACGACAAGAUCUGAAAGGGAAGGGUCAUACUGAUGCUGAGAUUGAAGCAAUUUUUGCGAAAUACGAUCGAGAUGGAGAUCAGGAACUGACAGAACAUGAGCAUCAGCAGAUGCGGGAUGACCUGGAGAAAGAGCGGGAUGACCUAGACCUUGAUAGGAGCUCAUUGCCUCGAUCAACUAGUGGGAGAGGCUUUCCAAGGAGCCUGGAUGAUUCUGAGGAUGAGGAUGAUGAGGACAGUGGUCACAGCUCAAGGAGACGGGGUAGCAGCUCCAGUGGUGUGACCUAUGAAGAAUUUCAAGUAUUGGUGAGGCGUGUGGAUCGUAUGGAGCAUUCCAUUGGGAGCAUAGUGUCAAAAAUUGAUGCAGUCAUUGUGAAGCUAGAAGCGAUGGAGAGAGCUAAGCUGAAGAGGAGAGAUGUGUUGGGCAGACUUCUGGAUGGUGUUACAGAGGAUGAACGAUCUGGUCGUGACAAUGAUAUCCAUAGGGAACAAAUGGAGCGUUUAGUCCGAGAGGAGCUGGAGCGCUGGGAAUCGGAUGAUACUGUGUCACAGUUGAGUCAACAUCUUGGAACACCCCUGGGAAUGAAUUGGCAAUCUCGUUCCUGCAGCUCACGCCCUUCCUCCUCUCAGUCCACAGAAGGACUUGAUGCUGCUGGUCAUGGAGGCAGUCAUGUUUAGCGUUGAGAGUGCUUGACGUGAAUGGAAGAUUUCCUCCAGUGCUUCUUUAUAUUGUUAGUUCAGUUUGACAAUGCAACAGUAUUUAGACAUUUAUUAAAACAGAUUCUGCAUCCAGUUGUGAGUUAGUAAAUAACAAGCACAGCUUCCACAAACUGUUUUGAUGAAUUGCAUAAGCAGUAUUGUUAAAUGUGAAUUUUGUAAAGUUUGCCUUGGAACACCCCUGGGAUUGAUGAAAUUGUCUGUAUAGUGCACAUUCCAUUAAGGAGUUCAAAACUAAAUGACAUAAACAAAAGCCAGAUCCUUCAGUCCCUGUUAAGAGAAGAUUUUGAAUAUCUGCAAAAUAUUCCAGUGUGUUCUAAAUACAUUUUCUGUAGGAAACCAAUUUGUAUGAUAUUCAGAUAUAUCUUUCUUCCAUCCAUCUACCUGCUAGUGAAUAUGUUGCACUUCUGCAUGCCUGGGUUUUAAUCGAUGUUGGUUUUGCUGCUGCAUUGUUUUUUAACCUGAUCUCAAAUGUAACCUUAACUUCGAUGAGGAUUUCUUUGGCGACAAGUGAGGCCUGAAAACAAUGGGAUUAGAAAUAUUAAAUCUUUUGAAUGGGAAUUUGAAAAAAAACAGUUCAGAUUAUAUAUUUGUCAGUGACCCCCAUUCGUCAAAUGGCCUUUCAGAGGUUUUAUCAAAGGAUAAUUCAUCUUUUUCACAGCAGUACAAAAUAUUUUUUCCUCAACAGAUGAAGGUUAUGUAUAGGGUAGAGUAUUGAUCUCUCAGAAACUAGUAAAAUUGUGAUUCCCUACCAAUAACCUUAAAAACCCAAAUAAUUCAUGCAAUAAUUUAUUAAUCAUCCACUUGUUCCUAGUUCAGCUACUGUUCUCCUGGAGUUAUAGUUGAUGUUCUGUGAUCAGUAACUACUAAAUCUCACGAUGAUUAGUGGAUGAUAGUGUCUUCUUAUGAGUUACCAUGUCGUGCUUUUUAGCUAUUUGUUUAUGAAAGUUAGUUCAGGUAUCCAGAAAAUGUAUCCAGUUGAGUACUGGGCCUAUAUAUUUCUACAAUUCUACCUAAUAUUUCCCAAUAAUGAAUUUACAUUAUGGUUUCAAAACUUUUUGUAAGCUGAUAACCUGAACCGAGGUAACUGCUUUCCUGCAGAAUGGUUCAUAAGCACAUUUGAUUUCUUGCACUAGAUUCUAACAUUUAUUAAUCUUGUUAAGCAAUUGCAACCAAACAUUACAACCCAAGUAUAUAAUCUAAUAGGUUUCCCAGGCUGUAUGCAUUCUUAGCGCCAUUUUGUCUUGACAUUCCUUCUCGCAACAUGAGACCAUUAGUAGUUUUUCAUGUUGAACUCUGUUUUGGAAAGUGAAAAAUCUAUUUAAUCAUCUUACCCGAUGUUCGAAUGGAUAGUUUACAUUGAAACCUUUGUUGAAUGUUGUUUUCACAGAAGUGGUAUAAGUGAGAAUGUAAACAACAACUAUGAGUGGACAUUUAUAUAGUUUAACCACUUAAUUCAAAAUCAGGUUUAGAAUAAAAUGUUCAUUUCCAAAUAGAAAAAGGAAAGUGCCUUUGCCAAAUGAAACAUCUUUUUGGAAAAUAUCCCUCAUUCUCUGAAUAUUUUUCCAAAUCUUGCUGAUUGCUUAGUUUUAACAUGUGCCGAAUGCAACAAAAGCAUUUAAUUGUACGUAUUAAUGCAUCACACAGUUUUAUGAACCAAAUGACACUUUAUUAAUGUGUGAGGUGCAGAACUUUAACAAGCUUCAUUUUGAAGUGCAUUGUUCAUGGAAUAUCCAUGUUAUUUGACACCCCAUGUGCCAAUGCAGAAAAUCUAAUCAGUUUUAUAUAUCAAAUCAGGAUUCUGUAUAUUUUCUGCAUUUAUAUCUAAAUCAUGUAUCUGACUUUAACUGUACAGUUUUUAAAAUUGUGUUAGGUACAACGUUUAUCUUUUUAGUAGGUAUAGUGUACACCUCCUUUGAUUAUUGAUUGUGCAGGUCAUGGGCCUGUUAUAUCAAGCACUUUACUUCCUAAUAAACCAUCUUUUCUGCAAAA
Callorhinchus milii (elephant shark) is the source of this 4848-nucleotide messenger RNA. RefSeq names its product polycystic kidney disease 2 (gene pkd2). Lineage: Eukaryota; Metazoa; Chordata; Chondrichthyes; Chimaeriformes; Callorhinchidae. The record is from RefSeq and is a predicted model, not a curated record. Gene Ontology annotation, biological process: detection of mechanical stimulus; release of sequestered calcium ion into cytosol; potassium ion transmembrane transport. The coding region runs from base 1 to 2817 and encodes 938 amino acids. Gene Ontology annotation, molecular function: muscle alpha-actinin binding; potassium channel activity; voltage-gated sodium channel activity. Gene Ontology annotation, cellular component: membrane. The transcript is spliced from 15 exons.